Oncorhynchus keta (chum salmon) is the source of this 2133-nucleotide messenger RNA. RefSeq names its product keratin, type I cytoskeletal 18-like. Gene Ontology annotation, biological process: intermediate filament cytoskeleton organization. The transcript is spliced from 7 exons. Lineage: Eukaryota; Metazoa; Chordata; Actinopteri; Salmoniformes; Salmonidae. The record is from RefSeq and is a predicted model, not a curated record. Gene Ontology annotation, molecular function: structural molecule activity. Gene Ontology annotation, cellular component: keratin filament. The coding region runs from base 101 to 1414 and encodes 437 amino acids.
UAACAUCCAUCCUCCUCGCGCUCGGUAGAAUCAAUCUGUGCCAGUGUCAGGUGGUUCUCUGUUUCUUCUUCUCUUCUUCUUGGAUUUCCUCUCUGAAGACAUGGAGUCUGUACGUAUCAGUACGCAUCCUGGAUUUACUUGUCAUCGUGCUGAAAGUGGCAGUGGAGGCCUAUACGCAAAGCCAUGGAGCUCACAGAGUGCCCAUGGCGGUGGCGGGGUACACGGGACCAGAAUCUCCUCCGUCCACACCAGCAGGCUCGGGGGCUUCAGAGGAGGGGCAGAGCACCAGGUGUACACAGGUGUUACAGCUGAUGGUGGCUUCACUAUGGGUAAUGAGAAGCUCAACAUGCAGCUCCUGAAUGACCGUCUGGCCACCUACCUGGAGUCAGUAAAGAACCUGGAGCAGGUCAACAGCAAGCUGGAGCUACAGAUCAGGGAGGUACUGGAGAAGAAAGGGCCUGCUAGGGCAGACUACAGCCGCUACGAAGCCACGCUGGAGGACCUGAGGAAGAAGAUAUCGGAGAUGACAGUGGGCAAUGCACAGAUCGCUAUCCGAGUUGAGGGUGCCGGCCUAGCCGCAGAGGACUUCAAGGUCAAGCAUGAAAGUGAGAUUGGGAUGCGCCAGACUGUCGAGAGUGAUGUCGCAAAUCUGAGGAGAACACUUGAUGACACCAUCGUGCUCCAGCUGCAUCUGGAGAACGAUAUCGAGUUUCUGACAGAGGAACUGAUCAACCUGAAGAAGAACCAUGCAGAGGAUGUGCUGGAGCUACGUACACAGAUUUCCAUGGCUGGAGUGCAGGUGGAGGUGGAUGCUUCUAAGGGACACGACCUGGGAAAGAUCAUGGAGGAGAUGAGGGCCAAGUACGAGAAGAUGGCAUUGAAGAGCCAGGAGGAGCUCAAAGAGUGGCAUGAAUCCAAAAUCACAGAGGUGCAGGUCCAGGUGUCUGAGAAUACAGAGGCCCUGAAGGAGGCACACACCACAUUCAGUGAAAGCAGGAGGAGCAUUCAGUCCCUGCAGAUUGAGCUUCAGUCCCAGAUCAGCCUGAAUGCGUCUCUGGAGGGGAACCUUCAUGACAUUGAGAUGCGCUACAACAUGGAGUUGCAGAAAUACAACGCCGUCCUUCUGAGGCUGGAGGCUGAGCUGACCCAGAUCCGCUCCGACAUCCAACAUCAAACACAGGACUACCAUAUCCUGUUCAACAUCAAGAUACAGUUGGAGGCUGAGAUCGCCGAGUACAGGAGGCUGCUGGACGGAGACUUGAAAGUUGAGGUUGCUGUCGAGAAGAAACCAACUAAAGCUUUCCGAACAAAGACGCUGAUUGUCACCCAGACACUAGUGGAUGGCAAAGUAGUGUCUGAAGGAGUGACUGAGGAUGUCAAAUCUGAAGGAGGGAUUGAAGCUGUCCAAGCAUAACCACCCAGUCAAGAAACAUCUUCUCUCUCAUCAUCAUCAUCACCAUUUUCAUCAUCACCACCAUCAUCAUCAUCACCACUAUGACACACCACAACACUCCCAGAAUAACUGUUAAUUGUUCACAAAAUGACCAAUGAAACAAUCACAAUAAAUGAAGUCAAACACUUAAUGUAAUGGUUGUAUGUGUAUGUCUCUGUUUUCAUCUACUGUAACCAAUCAGGACAAAUCAGUUGGUUUCCUCUCUAAAUGCAUACAGGAAAUACAUGCUAAAUUGGGGCUCCAUUGAAUCUGUAUUGCUGAUAGUAAUGUCUUAUUGAGCCAACAUCAGCAGCAUUUAUUUAUAUAGCACAUUUCAGACAUGAAUGCAACUUAAAGCACUUCACAGGAAAAAACAUAAAUAAAAAUAAAAAUAUAUAAAUAUUUACUACACAACAAACAUAAGAGGAUGAAAAACAAAAGAAUAACAAUAAAAACUAAGGAAAAGCAAAGCUAAAAGAAGGUUUGCUUUAGGAUCUGUUUUAAAUAUGUACACAGUUUCGCCCCCCCUGUCACGCCCUGGUCGAAGUAUUUUGUGUUUAUCUUUAUGUAUUGGUCAGGCCAGGGUGUGGCAUGGGGUUUUUGUAUUGUGGUGUGUUUUGUCUUGGGGUUUUGGUAUAUAGUGGGAUUGUAGCUAGUGGGGUGAUCUAGCAGAGUCUAUGGCUGUCUGGAGUGGUUCUCAA